This is a messenger RNA of Spodoptera litura, 6991 nucleotides long. RefSeq lists its product as uncharacterized. Lineage: Eukaryota; Metazoa; Arthropoda; Insecta; Lepidoptera; Noctuidae. The record is from RefSeq and is a predicted model, not a curated record.
CGUCACUAGCACCUGUCACGUCUGUCAUUAUUUGUGAGAAAUUCGGAGCCUUUCGCGUUCAUAGUUCGUAUUAUGUGCUCGCGAAUGUUGUAGGUGGAGCUCAUACUUUUUUAGUUUUUGCGCUCUCGUUCCACUUUUCGAAAGUAAUCUUUUAUCAUUUCAAAAUUCAAUGCUGUGUGGUGUGAUUACCUUGAUGUUUGGUUUCUAAAGUGAUGUGUGAAGGCUGUACUUAGGUCGAAUUGUGAAUAUGAUGUCACUUUUAUUCUGCGUGAUACCUUGAAAACAUGAGUGUUAGUGUUGAGGGGGACGUGUCGAGCCCCCUGUCGGACGGGCAGGACGCGACGAUCUCCAAGUCAUCGUCAGACAGUCUGAAGAUCGACGAGGAGCCUUGUCAAGAUGAGAAAUCCGAGCCGAGUACUCCGAAACCACAUCCGAUGGCCUUUACCAUCGACUUUGGUGGGACGAAGCCUGUUGACAAAAGGAAACUGGAAGAGCUGGCGAAGAAAUCGCAGGCUCGCCAUCAGAGAGUCCAGUCGAUGUCGGCAAGUCUCACUAGGCCCAGUCCAGCCCUACAGCGUCCUCCCAUGAGCGCCAAACUCCCCCGCAAAGCCCAAGGCUACAACUCUGAAGGUUACUUCUCCUCAGACCAGGAGGACAGUGGCCUGUCAGGGUCAGUGAAACUACGAAACAGUCCAUUAGCACAAAAUGUUACGCACAUAACAAGUCCUAAUACAAAUAGACAUAUUAAAUCCCCUGUUACUGACACUGUCCUGCCAAAACGCACGUCCAAAAGUCCUAUAGUUGAUAGUAUUAUGUCUAGGAGUGAUAACUUUACUUCACGGCAGGGUCUGAACUUGCCUUUGAAGGGAAACUCUUACACAAGAGAUCAGGUACACAGAACACCAAGUUAUGGUAACAUCAACAGGCAUGUUAUGGGUGACAUAAUAGACCAGAGCCCUGAGGGACUCAUGUUGACUGAUAUAUCAAGUCCUGAGCUAGAUAUCUUAACACCAGAUAAUGGUUUGUCUACUCCUGAACACUCCAAGAGUCCACUAAUACGCAAAAGCAGAGCAUCUUCAGAAACUCCAGAUUUAUUCAAGAAAUGCAUUGCCAAAGAACCAUUGUACAUCGAUGAUGAUGUGGAUGCACAGUCUGAUAACUCUUCAACAGGUACUUAUACUAUUGAGGGAGAUAAUUAUACAGAGGAACAGAAAGCUAGGAUGAGCAUUGACAGAACCUUCGGUACUUCAAUACCUCAUGUGGUUGACGAACCCCUUUCAAAAAAAGGCAGUGAGACAGAUCCUGAACUAGUUUUCGACUUCCCAAACCCUCAAAGAGUGAUAACAAAAGAACCUCGAAGAGACAUAGCACUCCGUAGUCCAUUACUCAAUCAAUCAUUUGAAAUUCCCAAAAUAUCUAAAGAUAAAAAUGUGUUAGAGAUUUCAUGCUGUUACGAAUCACCAACAGAAAAUGAUUUAGCAGCACAGACAUCAAAGCAGAUUAAAUCUACACGGAGUUACUUAGAAAAGAUAAAGAAUAGAGUUAGAACAAUCACUGAGAAGACUUUUGCGAAGUCUCCACCGAAGCAUGAUGAUGCUGACAUUGGUAGUUUCACUUCGGUUACUACAUCCGGAGUUUUGAGUUCUCGAAUCCCUCCUAAGUUAGAGCCUGUGCUACGUAGGUGUAGCCUAACGAAGUCAGAGAUAGACCAAACAGAUUACGUUCAUCGGUUGUCUAGAGAGUCUUCAGUGCCGGUGUCUUUACCAAGUACUAAGUUAGGGUUGGAGGAGCCUAAAUUUGAGAGCACAGCAUUGAAAAAUGCUCAGAAAGCUUUGAGGGAAGAGUGUGGUAUUAGUGCAAUAUCCUCGGACAUGUCUCCGGAGCAGGUGGUAGGGAAACUGUCCUAUUUGAGCCUGAACAGAUGCAAGGGAGAUAAGACAUGGAUUCAGGACUGGGCUGAGAGUGUCAAGAAGUACAACACUAACAGUUUGACUAAGGAGGAAGGAGUUUUGGAUGAUAGACCUCCUUUGAGUCCACGACAACUGCCGAUUAAACCCCGCAGCCCGCUCACUGGGACGCCCACAAAGAUACCAAGUCCCGUUGGCACUCUAUUAUCAAGGAGAACACCGGACCUCAUUCCAGCCCAGGAGACGGAAUCCUACCUCCAAAAGACACAAAAUGCCAUCACAAAUCUACAAGCAAAGCUUCAGUCUUCAAGGACGAACAAUUUCAGCAGCAUUCCCUCAGCACUCACCUCCAGUCUCAUCAGCGAGAAGACCGCUAUCUCUCGCCUCCCGAUCUCACAGCUCAGCCGUUCUAAUUCACUCAACUACCGUCUUAGAAGAAAAGACCACUCAAAUGACAGCAGUCCUUUAAGAAGUCCUGGUCAUUACGUCAUCACUGGGUCUACAAAAGUCCCCGAAAGCACGAAGAUAUUACUAAAUUCUGCGUCAAGGUCUUUAGACACGGAUAGAAGACAUGAUUUGAAUAUGAACAGUCCGUCGUCCGACCGAGGGUUAUUAAGUAACAGCUCUGACGACAAAACACUGUCAAACAGACCACCGUAUGAUGUAGAAGCUAUAUUGUCUCCUCACAGGAAGACACACUCGCGGAACAGGACAUUCGAAAGUCAAACACACGAUGUUAGCAACGCGAACCCUACCGUAUGUCUUAAGACUGUCUUAAAAAACAAUGCCUUGGAUUCAAAGUACCCCCGUAUCGAACCAACACGUUGUCAAGGAGACAAGAAAUGCCACCAGAGAGUAUUAAGCGAUGGUCUCAAAUACAAACCGAAUAACAUCGGCUUCAGUUCAUCGAUUAAAAGAUCGAGUUCAUUCAAUACAGUAAACAAGAACAAUAAUUAUAUCGAUCCUAGAAUUACAUCUAGAAGAUCGAGUGGCCAUUCGGAAGAAUAUAAAGAUUAUUCGGAUGAAUCUGAUAACGGAUCUUAUGAUAAAUCGCAAGAAUGUAGAUACAAGAGACAAGUAAUAAACAGAGGUAGAAUCGAUUCACCAGAUCUCAAAUCGAUAGCGCCAGCCAACUCGCCAAGAAGAUGUCCAAAUACACCAGAAAUGCAUAGGAAAUUCGGACCAGGAUUGGUGCGCAAUUCUGUGAGAGUAACCAAUAAGGAGCGCUUGAGUCCUAGAGUGUCUGAACAGCCAAUCGUGAGAGAAGAGAGAGUUAAACCGACCAAUCAUCAAAGCAGGAGGUCAGCGGAACCAAGACAGACAACGUUGGCUAGACUGACUAAAUCUAGGUCUUCGACGCGGGAAGUUCAACCUAAACAUCUAGAUAAAGGUCAAAAGAAACCAAGCCAGCACCGUUCAUCAUCAGCUCUAGCCACAAAGGAGAUCGAGUUCUCCAACUGGAAGAAGCGAGCGUCCUACGAUCCUAUGAAGGCGGCUCAGGAAGACAAGAGAAGGAAGCAACUGGCAAAACGUCAGGAUUGCAACAAAGAUGAUCUGAGCUCGCCCAGCCAUUCGUCUCCAGUCCACCGCUCACAGUCGUUCCACACCAACAAUAUCGCAGAUCUAGAAACCCUUGACUACUCCUCAGAGGAAACAGAAGAUGAUCAGAUGCUGGUCACUUUACCCGUGGAUCCAAUGGUCACGUCCACUCAUUCAGAUAUCCUGGAUUUGAGGCCUAAAGACUAUGGGAAUCUGAGGAGACAAGCCAUGACUAAUGACGUGGUUCUGUCCAGAGAUUAUGUUACUAGUUUUCAGAUCAACCAAUCAGCGCACGACAAAAAACGGCGGGAAGCCCGCGAGGCAGAUAAAAGAAAAACCUUCAUCAUAGACGAUAUAACUCCUACCAAAGAGAACAUAGACUUCUUGACGAAGACAAGAGAGGAUUCAGCCACAGAUAAGCGCAAAACUUUUAUUCUCGACAGUGAUACUAAUUCUACAACGAAUGGUAGUAGUCCGCGGAAUUCUUCAAUAUUUAGUAAUGAAAAGAAUUCUUUGACUACGGGCACUAGUGAUACGGAGGGAGAGAGCGGAACUGAAAGCGCUCCUGUAGUGAUGAGGCAUCAAGGAGGGAAAAGAAGUGCGCCUGUGCAGGCUAAACAGAGGUACAGCGGUGACUACUCAAUGUCAUCGUCAACGACCUCGAUCAGCCAACGGAAGCCGACAGUCCAGCCCCGGUACCUGGACAUCUCCAAGUACAAGAAUGAACAGUCCCCGAAGAACUUCCUCCGACGGGACCCUAGUAAGACUUACGUAGGGGUGCUGAACAACGACAAGGCUGUCAGCAAGGGGAGCGCUCAGCAUUAUGAAAUGGAACAAAAGAAACAAGAAUUAGAGAAGUGGAAACGAAGGGCAUCGUACGACCCGAGGAAGGCGGCUGCACUCGGAAAGUCGAAUAAGACGCCGUCAAAGACCGCUAGUAGCGUACUUCGCUCACAAUCCUUCCAUGGUCCCGUUACGGCGUACACAGGGCUUCGCCCCCCGCCCCCGGACCAGAUCUGCGAGACGUAUGACGCUUCUAGUGACAACGACUUCUAAAACGACACUGUCGACUUCGAUAUGUGAUAGGCCGCGUUUGUAUUUGCUAGACUAGUCUGUGACAUUUGUAUUCGCUAAAAACUUAAAAUAAAUUGUCAGUAUACAAUUUGCCGAACACCAUAAUUUAUAACACCAGCAGAAAAGAACAAAUCUACAUUACUUAUUACUAAAAAAUAUACCCAAAAUUAAAUUUAAACAUAUCUCAAAUCCGCCCAAACUAUAACAACACUUAAAUGUAAGAUUCUAUCAAUAUAUUGUCUAGUCGUCUAUUCCUACAAUCUUGACUUAAACAAACCUAACCAAGUUUGGAAUAUUCUCCAAGAAUGUUCUAUUUAUUUAUCGAAUAGGGUUUCAUAACAAAUUGUAUAUUGCCAAUAUUUAAAAAAAAGUUCUGUCGAAAUGAUCUCUCAUUUGUUUUUCGACUGAUAUUACCGGUUUUCUAGCGAAUUCAAAUGAGGAAUACGGCGCAGUGUGUUCAAUACUAAUUGUUAGAGUUAAGAGUUGGUCGUCGAUACAAAAUUACAUAUUUCUGUAUACUUUGGCUCGACACAAACUGGUUAGAAGCGGUUAGUAAUGGUUUUUUGCAAUGAAACGCAUAAUAUGCUGUAAUUCCUUGUGUGUUUGUAUUUAAACGCGGUAAAACUUCAUUUCGAACAAGUCUUUGUAUUAUUUAUUUAAUAUUUAAAGUGAAAAAUUAUAAAAAAAUUAUGUUACUAUUUCAUUUGUUGAGAGCGAGUCUUGUUUGGUAUAAAAUGUUCUUGCAUGUCCAUUCCUGAUUGGAAAUCUUGAAAUAUAAUGAAAAGUACAUAAUUUUAUUUUAUUGAUUGUGUUAAUAAUUCAUUGUUAAAGCGGUAUUGUAACAUCAAAUAGGCGUUUCUGUAUUUGGGGAAUGUUGUAACUGUAAAAUUAUUUAACUUAUAGAAAUGAAAUAUUAAAUUAAUUAAAUCAAAACAAAAAAUUAGCAAAAAUCUUAUAAUAGAAUAGACUAGAAAUUUUCAUUGUCUCAAUUUUAAAAAGCAGCUGAUUUGAAUAGCUUCGAUUCUUAAAAAAUAUGAAAUUGUAUAUUUUCCCGUAAAUGAUAUAUUUGAUUUUAAAUAUUCGUCACAGCGACGACGCCUCACGCCAUUACGUAGUUUUCCCGCCAAAUACAGAACAAUGAAAUAACUAAGCCUAUUCGAAUGAUUUAUGAAAUUGAAGUCAUAAUUUUUAAUCAUUUGACGAUUAUUAUGAAAAUGUUAAUUAUUUGGGAGCGAUGCAAUUUUUUUAUAAUAUAUAUAAGUUAUUCCGCACAAAACGAAAUUCCUUUGAUUUCAUGAAAAUGCAUCGUCUUGAAUUUAAUUUUUAUUUUUAUACUGAAAGUACUUCAUAUCUUUUUUGUUUUGUAAAAUAUAAUUUUCUCGUAUAUUUAAGGUCGUUAAUUAAGAAAACAUAUUAAAUAAUAAUAAUUAAAUGUGAUUUAUUAAUAAUGCCUACGUUAUCUUUAGGAUUGGCUAUUAUUAUUUCCCACUAAAAGUGUAUGAGAUUAGUAUUGUUUUUUUUCUAUUAUUGUCCGUCUUAGAUGAACGUAGAUUAAAUUCUCGCUAAUGUAAUAAAUAAAUAUCCCUUUAUAUUGCUCAUAUCAUUCAUACAUCGAUGUAUUUUAGAAAUAUGUGUAACCUCUUUUUAGUUAUUAGUAUUUUUCUUAUAGUGCAAUACCAUCACAUUGAUAAAAAACUUUCUUUAAAAAAAUAUGAACAAAUGUUUUCGUUUAUAUUUUUGUAAAAUUUCGGUAUUACAAUGUAUUAUUUCGGUAUACUCAAUUUUUAUGUAUAAAGAAUUAUUUUUGCGUGAUUUUUUUCUAAGCUAAAUAAAAAAUGACAGUAUUUUUUGCAAUUUUUUUCUAACGUGUAGAUUGCUGUGGAAAUAUUUAUAGACCUGCUGUUGUAUUAUUGGUUUAGACCUGCCAGGCUUGACUCUGCACUGAAAGCUAAAUGCAAAAUACUUAUAUCUUCAAAUUACAUAAAAUAAUAGGACACGCUUUUCCUUUAAAAUAUUACUAUUAAACUUAAUAAAUUAAAUCAAUGAAAUCUUGUGAGUUUCUAGUUAUUUUCUCCAAUAGAAACAUAUUAUUUUCUUUUCAUUACAUUUUAGUAACAUAAUAAUAUUUUAAAGUGAAAAGAAUAUCUAGAUCAUAACUCAAAAGUCUGCUAAUAUUUUUAACUAAACUUAUAAGGAUUUAAAUUCACGAUAUCAUCAUGAAAAAAUAAAACGCCAUCAUUUGACAGUUCUGGACGAAAAUCAAGAUGGCGGACUUUUUUGUGGAAAUAUUGCGAAUUUAUUUAUCUCAAUUUUGAGUAGUGAUUUUACUAUUUAUUUAAUUAGUAGUAAGCCUGGCUUUGUUUCAAUGAGCGCAUUACUGUACCAUAGACGCUGCAAGCGUUAAAUAUUUGUAAAACAUAAUUGAUGUUUAGAGUUUUGUAAAAAUAUUAUUUAAAUAGGAAAGAAAUAAA